AUUUCCUCAGGUCUGUAUUGAAAAGUCAGCGCAAGAAGCCGUACAGAUGCCGUGGCUGGAGCAGGUGGUGGAAGUGUACCACAGUAACCCCGCCUGGCAUCAGGAUGACGUGGACGUGCUGGUGAAGACGUCACUGUCACUUAUGUGUGACACCAUCAUCAGCAAAGGGCCCAGCGAGGUUUCCAAUAGAGCUAUGGAGCUGCUGCUGAAGCUGGACGGUGGCUUGCGUCUUCAAUGCGCCGUCGGGCGAUGUCAGCUGCAGGUGCCCCUGGAAGGGCUGGAGGUGGCCCGCUGUGCCGACGAUCACGUGUUGCCGCGGUGCUGUGUGACGCUGCUGCCAGUGCUGCGGCCUGAGACGUGUCAGCUCUGCAACUCCGUGCUGCACAGGGAGCCUGCUGACAUGUUGUGUGGGCGGGAAGCACUGUGUCCCUUGUGUGGAGGAAUAAUGGAGAGCACCACCGUCAGGCGUGCCUCCUCCACGGCUCGGGUGGCCGCCCAAGGCGCUGCGAUGCUACCGAAGGUCCCCAUAGUCGUGCUCAAUACCCGCAGCAGGAAGGGCAAGACUGGAUCGUCUGCAGACAAAAUUUAAAUUUUAGUGCUGAUGGUGAAUUUAUAAAGGGCGACAUUACU
Molecule: messenger RNA, 630 nt
Organism: Hyalella azteca
Lineage: Eukaryota; Metazoa; Arthropoda; Malacostraca; Amphipoda; Hyalellidae
Exons: 4
Coding region: 47-589 (180 amino acids)
Source: RefSeq, a predicted model, not a curated record